Molecule: messenger RNA, 612 nt
Organism: Echinostoma caproni
Lineage: Eukaryota; Metazoa; Platyhelminthes; Trematoda; Plagiorchiida; Echinostomatidae
Source: the annotation of a GenBank genome assembly
AUGAGAGUGUGGCGUCGAUCAACUUUUCUGCGUCUUGGUUACAACGCGCUGAUGCGAAAAGAGUUAAAAAAAGAGCAAGAGUUGCGCGACGAUAUGAUUCGCUCGCUUAUGCCCAGCGAAGUCGCUCAAGAAGUGAUGCGGGAUGUGGGUAAUGAGGAUGCGGAUGACGCGAUGGAUGGUGGCGAAGAUGCGGGGUUGGCUAAUGGAAAAACUAAAGGCAAACGCGCUACCAAAAGGUCUAAGAAAAACCAGAUGGGUGCAGAUCCGUCGGCAGAUGAGUUUGGAGCGGCGGGUAUGGGCUUAUCGAACGAGUUUGAUGAAGACGAUGAAGAUAGCGAAGUUCACAAAAAACAGAGUACAGCUAGUAAUCCUGAUUGGGAUGGGCACGGCCCACCUCCCGAGGACGCUGAAGCAGCAUCGGCCUCACCUCGUGCGAGUCUUGCUCCAAAGACUAGCGGUCCACCACGUGCCGUGACGUUCCGCAAAUUUCAUGUUAGCCAGCUGGAAAAUGUUAGUGUGCUGUUUGCCGAUAUUGUGGGUUUCACAAAAAUGAGUUCCAACAAGUCUGCCUCGCACUUGGUCUACUUACUCAAUGACCUGUUCGGCCGGUGA